AUGCCGUUGGACCAAGUUGUAAUCACCUACGUGCGCAGCAGCAGCUGGAUCAACGUCCUACUGCUCAGAUCGAUGAACCUCUUCCAACCCGUCCUGGUCGAGAGUCCCAGUGUGUCCGAGUUGAUAGAAGUCAGCCCCAAUGGGUUUUGCUGGUACGAGCAGAACGUAGAGUACCGCAUCAUGGUGAACGAGGUCUUUGAUAUUGGCACCAAGACGAAUGGUGGUUCCGUGGUCGAAAUGCAAGGCAGUCAUGUGUCAUUUGGCUUAGUUCUCCGGAGGAUUAGGCACCGAGUUUUGGAUGAGCUCACCAUUAAUGUGAAACAGGGGGAGCUGCCAUUGCGUAUUUCCCCAGACGUUCCCUGUUCCCUGCACUGCAGCAACUGUGCGAAUGAAAUCAUUGGACAAAGACAGUAUGAUCAGAUCCGGGAGGUUCCGAUGACGACCAUGAAGCCACACAACUACUUUUGUCCCCGCAACGUGUAUCCCUCGGAGGAGGAGCUCUAUUACGGCCUCAACUAUCUGGUCGUAUGCUUCGAGGUGCUGGGCAACGGAGUCACCACCACCCGUGGUCGUCGUCGCGUUCUGUGCUCCCGCUGCAAGCAGUGCGUCGGCGAAAUCAUUGGCAGGGAUGUGGGCGUGCAGCUGUACGCAGAUACCUUGCGCUUAGUGACCUCGGAUUCCGCGCUCGAGUUCAAGGAGAUCUUUGGCCAUGUGACACCCACCCAGAUCAUGAAGCGCCUGAUGAACGACGCCGAUACCUUUGACCUGGAGCAGACUGGCCUCUUCCUCAAGGCGGUGCGUCCAGAUGGUCAGCUGCAGCUAUUGCAUAUGCAGAUGGACACCAAACAGAUGCACAUUCUGCGCUCCGAGUUGGAUGUAUCCGACAUUGUGAAACCAAGUGCCGACUUAUCCACGGAGGUCGACACCAGCAGCGAGAGUGAUAUGGACAUGAAUCUGAGCGAUUCAAGCAGCAGCAACUCCUCUGCUCCAGAAACAGGAAAUGACAAAAUAGCAACUCCACCAAGGCCCACUACCCCCAAGGGAACUCCUCCAAAGACCGUGCAAUAUGUCCGGAUGCGGGGCUUUCGUGGCUGCCGAGUUACGUAUCUGUUCUCGGGAAGUGAUAGCGAUCUGAUAGAAAACCACGAGGUCAGCAUGACUUGGCGCGAGAGAACCCGCCUAUUGCACAUCUCCUACACGAUGAUGGCAGACCUCUUAGGCGAGUUGAAUGCCAAUGAGAACAUGUUGGCCAGUUUGGAGAAGACUUCGCCACCCGUCAAGACAUACAAUCCACGACACAGCUACAUCAUAUUCGAGCCCGAUGAGGAGUUCUAUGCUAGGCAGGAGCGAUUCGCCAGGAUUUCUUAAUAGGGAUGAAGCUAAACUUACAUUUGUACAAAAGAGCCCA
This is a messenger RNA of Drosophila erecta, 1408 nucleotides long. RefSeq lists its product as uncharacterized. The transcript has a single exon. The coding region runs from base 1 to 1368 and encodes 455 amino acids. Lineage: Eukaryota; Metazoa; Arthropoda; Insecta; Diptera; Drosophilidae. The record is from RefSeq and is a predicted model, not a curated record.